Messenger RNA from Dipodomys ordii (Ord's kangaroo rat), 1911 nucleotides. RefSeq names its product ZPR1 zinc finger (gene Zpr1). Gene Ontology annotation, cellular component: Cajal body; axon; cytoplasm. Gene Ontology annotation, biological process: Cajal body organization; positive regulation of protein import into nucleus; positive regulation of gene expression. Gene Ontology annotation, molecular function: translation initiation factor binding; zinc ion binding. The transcript has 14 exons. NCBI's taxonomy places the organism in Eukaryota, Metazoa, Chordata, Mammalia, Rodentia, Heteromyidae. Bases 19 to 1398 code for a protein of 459 amino acids. The record is from RefSeq and is a predicted model, not a curated record.
GGAGCUGCGCGUGGGGCCAUGGCGGCCGGCGGCGCGGUGGAGCCGGGCCCCCCGGGGCCCGCGGCCGUGCCUUCUCCUGCCCCGGCCGGGCCGUCGACCGCUGGGCCCCUGUUCCGGCCCCUCAGCGCCGAGGAUGAGGAGCAGCAGCCCACCGAGAUCGAGUCGCUGUGCAUGAACUGUUACCGCAACGGCACGACGCGCCUCCUGCUCACCAAGAUCCCCUUCUUCAGAGAAAUCAUCGUGAGCUCCUUUUCCUGCGAGCACUGCGGCUGGAGCAACACGGAGAUCCAGUCGGCGGGCCGGAUCCAGGACCAGGGAGUGUGCUACACCUUGACCGUUAGGGGCCAGGAGGACAUGAACAGAGAAGUGGUGAAGACAGACUCUGCCACUACCCGGAUCCCUGAGCUGGAUUUUGAAAUUCCAGCUUUCAGCCAGAAGGGAGCUCUGACCACUGUGGAAGGAUUGAUCAGCCGUGCUAUCUCUGGCCUGGAACAGGACCAGCCCACACGAAAAGCAAAUGAGGAUGCCAUAGCUGAAAGAAUUGACGAGUUCAUUGUCAAAUUGAAGGAGCUAAAGCAAGUGGCUUCACCUUUCACUCUGAUCAUUGAUGAUCCAUCAGGGAACAGCUUUGUAGAAAACCCACAUGCUCCCAGGAAAGAUGAUGAUUUGGUGGUCACGCACUACUACCGGACACUUCAACAGGCAGAGAUGCUGGGGCUCCAAGCAGAAGCACCAGAAGAGAAGCCUGAAGAGGAAGACCUCCGAAAUGAAGUGCUCCAGUUCAAUACAAACUGCCCAGAAUGCAAUGCUCCAGCUCAGACCAAUAUGAAAUUAGUGCAAAUCCCCCACUUUAAGGAGGUUAUCAUCAUGGCCACUAACUGCGAGAACUGCGGGCAUCGGACCAAUGAAGUGAAGUCUGGUGGGGCAGUGGAGCCCCUGGGCACCAGGAUCACCCUCCGUAUCACAGAUCCCUCAGACAUGACAAGAGACCUCCUUAAGUCUGAGACAUGUAGUGUGGAAAUCCCAGAGCUGGAAUUUGAACUAGGAAUGGCAGUUCUUGGGGGCAAGUUUACCACUUUGGAAGGACUCCUGAAAGACAUCCUCGAACUGGUGACCAAGAACCCUUUCACCCUGGGUGACAGUUGCAAUCCUGGUCAGUCGGAUAAACUACAGGAGUUUAGCCAGAAGCUGGACCAGAUCAUCCAGGGUAAGGUGAAGGCCCACUUUAUUAUGAAUGAUCCAGCAGGAAACAGUUACUUGCAGAACCUGUAUGCACCUGAAGAUGAUCCAGAGAUGAAGAUGGAGCAGUACAAGCGCACCUUUGACCAGAAUGAGGAGCUAGGGCUCAAUGACAUGAAGACAGAAGGCUAUGAAGCAGACCAGGCCCCACAGCGGUAGCAGUGGCAGGCUCAGGGAACAGCCCCAGCGGGUACUGUUUAUACUGACUGCAGGGCUGUUUGAUACUGUUGGACUAAAGCUGGGUGUGUCCUCUCCCAGCACCCCCCUUGAUGGGGAAGAUACCAAGAUACUUAGGAUGCCACAGAUGGGGCAUACUUCCUAAUAGUUUGUGAUGCAAAUUUAAGCCUGCUGCCACUUGACCUUAUUUUGGAAGUUUUGAACUGGCCUUGGAAGACACCCAGAAAUGAACCAUGAUCAAUGUGAUCAUCACCAUUACUCUACUCCCUCCACCCUGGUCAGCCUUUUUCCCUUUUCUGUCCUCUACCCAAUGUCUGUCCUCUUAAGGUUGGACCUCCGAAGUUGGCAAAGGUGAAAGACAAUUACAGCUGCAUUGUGGAGUUAGUUAGUUUUUGGCAUGUAAAGUACUGGCUUUCAACAGAAAGGUCUUCUGGGUGUGUGUGGGGUUGGUACAGGUGAGGAAGUUACUAAGAUGAUGACUUUCAAACAACACUG